GUAAUUUUUUUCAGUAUCGUGUUAUGUUUUUUGGUAUCUCCCUCUGAAAAUUUUAGGCUAGAAAUAGUUUUUUUCCCUAGAGUCUGACCCUCGACCACUUUUUAAACCGUGAAGUCUAAAACAAGGCCAUUACAUGGGGUUUUGCUUACCGCUGUCGCCUAUAAUGUAUCACACGCGAGUAAAGCCAGAGUAAACUUCCGGUAGGUAGAGUUCAAAUCCCCGGGCCAUAUGGCAACGUCAAGAAAGUUUUAAGUAACUAUUUCUGAUGACUUAGCUAUGGCUGAUAAAUCUCUGCGUAUCGAUAACGAUGUCCACGAACUGGUGUUGGGAGAAAGUUUCAAAAAAGGAUCCUCGGUGGGAUUCCAUUCCAUUCGCUAUGAUUUUAAGCCUGCCUCUGUGGACACAACUGAAGAUGCCUCUGUAGAAGUUGGUGAAAAUCAUCAAGUUACAGUGGCACUGCCACACGUUCAGGGUUCUGGGACAAGUCACACGGUGUACAAGGGAAACAAGAGACCAUGUCCCAAAGAAUGCGUUUUGAUUAUCGACCAUGAUACAGGAACGUACACGCUGGAGAGACUCUCUACACAUAUACAGCUCAAGAAGACUAGGAUAGAAGGUAGCAGUAAGAUUGGCCGCCCAGUCACUCCAGUGGAACAAACAAUGAAGAGCAAAUCUUCCCCCAGCAAAAAGUCCAGUCAUUCCAGCCCUGUGCCUAAGGCAGACUCCCCUCCCACACAGUCGUACAUGGAAGUUGAGAAAGAUGCUGUAGCCACACCCACAUCUCCCAUGGCAACAGGUGUGGGAGUGAUGAGUGACAGCAGCAGUGAGGGAAGCUCAAGUGACAGUGACUCCAGUGACGAAGAUGAGAAGGCCAAAACUACAACCUCUCAAGGUAACUCCAACGGGACAGUACCAGCUCCUGCCACCAAGUUCAUGAGCAUGCUAAGUCAAGAUUUGCAGCUGAGUGACACCGGCAGUGACAGUGAUUGACACAGGAAGCUCCGCCUAGCUGAUGAGAGAUCCCUCCCUCUUGUAUAUUUAACAGUUGGAGUUAUCCUUCCAUUGUCUUGUACAGUAGUGAGAUUAUUUCAUUAGGUUUUUUACCUGAUGUUUUAGCUUGUAUCAAAUGUUUGGAUCCCACCAAAACACAAUUUUGUGUAAGACGUUGUCUUGCUGCAUAUUUCCAGGCUUGGUGGUGGUAUCCAGCAUGCAGGCUGUCUUUUCUUCUGAAACUGCAAGUGAGGUUGUAUACAUGUUUGGGAGUUGUAGUGUACUGUUCACCAGAAGUUAACAACCAAUCGUGUCAGCUGUCAGCCAGAGGUGGACUGGCUAAAACAAGCUACAUUAACAUCAAUUCACUCACUCUCUCGUCAUCUAAUGUAUACAAAACAUGAUUCUAACCAACACCUGGAACAAGGUUAUUGGUGAGUGCUGAUUAUAUAGUUCUGUGCGAGGACACAAGUGGUGAUGAGGCUACGACUCUAAACAAGCCUGUCCGCGUCGCACUGGCUCCAAACAUCAAACUUGUCUAGUAUGGUGGCAAUUACUGUCAUGUGAGCAUAGAGAGAGAAGCACAUGCGGUGUGAGGAGUGUGAACUUGGCAUGAUUGAAGAUUAGUUCAUUUGUCCCACGAAGAAAAGCCUGUCACUGUUCAUUAAUGCCAUGGUUGCCAUGGUUAAGUUGUUUGUUUUAUUCGGAAUGUUAUAACGGGUUGAUCACUGGACACUGUCAGUACCGUGCCUUGGGGAGAGUUUGAUGGGAAGAUUGUUUGAUCUAUUUAUUUAUUGAUUUGAUUGUUUUGUUUUUUUUUACACCGUAAGAUUGUUUGUCUUUCAACAUGCAGUAUGGAGUGCAAGUCUGUACAUCACACGUGGGAAAGUUGAUCAGUAACUUGCCAAAAGUCUGUGGUUUUACAUGUACCUGUUUUAACUGUCUGCCAUCAUGCAUGUGAAAAAUUCCUAAAUGUAAAUUAUGUAAACAGCAAGCAAAAAGUAAAAAGAAAAUAUAUAAACAUUUCCAGGUGACCAAAAUGUUGCAUGGAUAUUUACAUAAGCCUUGGAAAAAAAUAUGAAACAUGAACUUGUCCUGAGAAAAUCAUGUCAGACAUGACUUACGUGUACAGAACUGAUUGUUGACAUGUCCUCAUGCAAGAUGAAGUACCACAGUGCUUGUACAUAAUAUAUUUCUGUAAUGUAUGAAGGAAACUCUUUUCAUUUCUCAUGUAAUAUAUACAUGUUCUAAGCUGUUUUGAGAAUGGGAUGCAAAAUAUUGAUACAGUUGUAUGUUUGUUUUUUUCUGAGCUCUUCACAUGUUUUUGUGACUAUGAUUGUCUAAUAAAUUGUCUUUUUCAUAUGCUUUUGCAUCUAUGAUUGUCUAAUAAAUUGUCUUAGGAAUUACAUGCAUAUCAAAAACUUCAGGUGUUGGGCUCAGAGGAUGUACAUGUAUGAAACUUGCUUUUUAUUAAAAAAAAAAGGAACAAAAAAAAAUAAUUUUUUCAUCUUUGGUCAUUACCAGAUUUUCUGCUCUCUCGUCAUCGCAUUGUUGGAAAUACA
Liolophura sinensis is the source of this 2552-nucleotide messenger RNA. RefSeq names its product ELL-associated factor 1-like. Gene Ontology annotation, biological process: transcription elongation by RNA polymerase II. Gene Ontology annotation, cellular component: super elongation complex. The transcript has 7 exons. The record is from RefSeq and is a predicted model, not a curated record. NCBI's taxonomy places the organism in Eukaryota, Metazoa, Mollusca, Polyplacophora, Chitonida, Chitonidae. The coding region runs from base 277 to 990 and encodes 237 amino acids. Gene Ontology annotation, molecular function: transcription elongation factor activity.